This is a messenger RNA of Xiphophorus maculatus (southern platyfish), 2054 nucleotides long. Its product is annotated as putative all-trans-retinol 13,14-reductase. Lineage: Eukaryota; Metazoa; Chordata; Actinopteri; Cyprinodontiformes; Poeciliidae. Bases 81 to 1913 code for a protein of 610 amino acids. The transcript is spliced from 11 exons. The record is from RefSeq and is a predicted model, not a curated record. Gene Ontology annotation, molecular function: all-trans-retinol 13,14-reductase activity.
GGACUGCGCUACACCCAACAAGGAAGUGAACUCGAGUAGUUUGACCAGUUGAUAGGCCGUAGCAAAGAAAAGUUGGCGUGAUGUUGAUGAUUGUAGCCUUUGCUUGUGUGUCUUUGGUCAUAUUUAUACUUAAAUAUGUCUUCGGCAACUCAGGUCCGAACCCCUUUGAGAAGGACUGUCGUGAGCCGCUAAAAGAGAAGGUUUACGACAAGAAAGAGAAAAACAAAGUCCUUAAGCAAGGUUUUGUGGCCAGUAAAGUGCCAGACAACCUGGAUGCAGUCAUCAUCGGCAGUGGUGUCGGUGGACUCGGGCUGGCUGUGCUCCUGGCUAAAGUUGGAAAGAAGGUUCUGGUUCUGGAACAGCAUAGUCGGGCCGGGGGAUGCUGCCACACGUUCACAGAGAAGGGCUUUGAGUUUGAUGUUGGUAUCCACUACAUCGGUGGUCUGAUGGACCACAAGCCCUUUCGCUGCAUGCUGGACCAGAUGACCAAUGGUCAGCUGGAGUGGGAGAAGCUGGAGAACCCGUUUGACCACGUUGUGCUGGGACCCCCUGAAAACCGCCGCUCCUACCCCAUUUACAGCGGCAGCGCUCGCUACUCUGAAGAACUGAAGAAGCGAUUCCCUGGAGAGGAGAAGGCCAUCGAUGAGUAUCUGAAGCUGGUGAAGAAAACCGGGAAAGGCAUUUGGGUCAUGGCUGUGCUGAAACUCUGCCCCUUACCUUUGGCCAAGUUCCUGAUCUACACCGGCCUCGUCAAGCAUCUGUCUUACUUCUACAAAAUGGCGCCACGCAGCCUGACAGAUGUGGUCAACGAGCUGACGGAGAACAAGGACCUCAGAGCUGUCUUCACCUACAUCUUUGGCACCUAUGGCAACCUACCAAAAGAUUCCAGCUUUUCCAUGCACAGUUUGCUGACCACCCACUACCUAAACGGCGCCUGGUACCCUAAAGCUGGCAGCAGUGAGAUUGCUUACCACAUGAUUCCCAUCAUCGAGAAGGCAGGGGGCGCUGUUCUGGUGCGAGCUCCAGUCAACCGCAUCUUAUUUAAUGAUGCAAAGGAAGCUUGUGGUGUGAGUGUGUUGAAAGGUCAGGAGGAGGUGCAUAUAAAAGCCCCUAUGGUCAUUUCUGAUGCCGGUAUCUUCAAUACCUAUGAGAACCUGCUGCCCAAGGAGCUCCAGGUCAUGCCAGAGAUCCAGAAGCAGCUCAGUCUGGUGAAACAUGGUGAAGGAGGUCUGAGCAUCUUUAUUGGUUUAAAUGGAACCAAGGAGGAGCUGGGCCUGAAAGCAAACAACUACUGGAUCUUCACUGAGAACAAUUUUGAUGAACUGGUGGAGAAAUAUAUGAAUGCGGAGCGGGAAGAUGCGUCUAAGAAAAUACCUCUGCUGUUUGUCGCCUCGCCGUCUGCCAAAGAUCCAUCGUGGGAGGAGAGAUCACCAGGAAAGUCUACUUUAAGUCUGGUUAGUUUUGCCAAAUACUCGUGGUUUGAGGAGUGGAAGGACGAUAAAGUGACAAACAGAGGGUCCGACUACAAAGAGCUGAAACAAGCGUUCAUUGACUCCGCUCUGGAUGUGGUGAUGGACGUUUUCCCCAAAAUCACCAGGGACAAGAUUGAGUAUAUUGACGCUGGAACCCCCAUCACAAACACACACUACAUUGCUGCCCCCAAAGGUGAGUUCUACGGAGUGGACCACGGCAUCGCUCGGUUCAACCCUGAACUCAACGUUACAAUAAGACCUCAGACUCCCCUGAAGAACCUCUACCUGACAGGCCAGGAUGUGUUUUUGUGCGGUUUCGCUGGCGCCCUUGCUGGAGCUCUCACAUGUGGCUCGGUCAUUCUGAACCGCAACCUCCAUCUGGCCGCCAUCGCCUUGGCAAAGAGAACAAAAUAUGUGAACAACAAGCUGAAAGACGAAUAGCCGCUCCUAUUUGCUCUGUUUAUGCUUGUUUAGUUUCACUACAGUAGUGAAAACUUCCACAUCAAAUGAUGGGGCCCACAAUCUGGACUUCCAAAAUGUUCAGUUUGAGGGUAAAGGUGUGUAAAUGGAAAAAAAAAAAAA